This is a messenger RNA of Equus quagga, 2703 nucleotides long. Its product is annotated as zinc finger protein 883-like. Gene Ontology annotation, biological process: regulation of DNA-templated transcription. The record is from RefSeq and is a predicted model, not a curated record. The coding region runs from base 1 to 1887 and encodes 628 amino acids. Lineage: Eukaryota; Metazoa; Chordata; Mammalia; Perissodactyla; Equidae. The transcript has 4 exons.
AUGCAGAUUCGCGGGCCGCCCCGGAAAGGCGACGCAGACUCGCAGGGAGCCCCAGCAGCCCCUUGUCCCCCAGUCACCAUAGGCAGUGGAGGGAUGGCCACCCAGCUGCUGGCUGACGAGGCCCUGGAGUUGGUGACAUUCAAAGACGUGGCUGUGGACUUCACCCAGGAGGAGUGGCAGCAGCUGGAGCCAGCUCAGAGGGACUUGUACAAGGAUGUGAUGCUGGAGAACUUCCGGAACCUGAGCUCACUGGAUUUGGAGUGCAGGCCUGAGACAGACGGCCCAGAGGAGGCUGUCCCUGCUGGAGCGCCCCCCAGGCUGGCCCUGGGAGGGCUGGGAGGGGGCUGCCCCUGGCGCUCUGCGUCAGGAGAGGCCGGGACACCUUCAGGAAGCGCCCCUGCAGAGUGCGGGCCCCGAGACCCCCAGCCAGGAAUUCCAGAAGAGAGGGGGCCCCACCAGUGUGACCCGCGGUGUCCCGGCUUGGAGAGACCCCGGCAAGCCCCCAGCGGCGGGAAGUCCUGCGUGUGCCGGGAGUGCGGCGAGGCUUUUGCGCAGCGCACUGAGCUGGCACAGCACCAGCGUGCACACGCCCGGGACAAGCCGUUCGCGUGCGGCGAGUGCGGGCGCCGCUUCCGCAGGAAUGCCACCCUCGCCGUGCACCAGCGCGUCCACACCGGCGAGAAGCCGUUCACGUGCCCUGAGUGCGGCAAGGCCUUCAGCCAGCGCGCCAACCUCACGGUGCACCAGCGCAUCCACACGGGCGAGCGGCCGUACCGGUGCGCCGAGUGCGGCCGCGCCUUCGUGCAGAACAUGCAGCUGGUCGGGCACCGGCGCACGCACACCGGCGAGCGGCCCUACAAGUGCGGCGACUGCGGCAAGGCCUUCACCCUCAUCACCAACCUGGUGGACCACCAGCGCCUGCACACCGGGGAGAAGCCCUUCGCCUGCGACGUGUGCGGCAAGCGCUUCACCAAGCGCUCGUCCCUGCUCGGGCACCAGCGGGCCCCCACAGGCGACAGGCCCCACCCGUGCAGGGUGUGCGGGAAGGCCUUCCGCAAGAAAUCCGACCUGGUCAACCAUCACCGCACGCACACGGGCGAGCGGCCCUUCAAGUGCUACGAGUGCGGCAAGGCCUUCGCGCAGAGCAUGACCCUGGUGGAGCACCAGAAGACGCACACCGGCGAGAAGGCGUACCAGUGCCGGCAGUGCGGCAAGCGCUUCACCAAGUCCUCCGCCCUCAUCCUGCACGAGCGGAUCCACACGGGCGAGAGGCCCUUCCGCUGCGCCGAGUGCGGCAAGGCCUUCAACCAGAACGUGCAGCUCGUGGUGCACCGGCGCAGCCACACGGGCGAGAAGCCUUUCCAGUGCGGCGCCUGCGGGAAGUCCUACAGCCAGAAGGGCUACCUCACGGUCCACCGGCGGACCCACACCGGGGAGCGGCCCUUCGCGUGCAAGGAGUGCGGCAAGACCUUCAGCCAGAAGGCGCACCUCUCCAUCCACCUGAGGAUCCACACGGGCGAGAAGCCCUACCGGUGCAGCGAGUGCGGGAGAAGCUUCCGGAAGGUGUCGUUCCUGUUCCAGCAUCAGGCCGUCCACAGCGACGAGAGGCCCUUCCAGUGCGGCGUGUGCGGCAAGGCCUUCGUGCGCAAGUCCACCCUGGUCCAGCACGGCCGGAUCCACACGGGAGAGAAGCCCUAUCAGUGCGGGCAGUGUGGGAAGGCCUUCCGGCACCAGCCCACACUCACGGCACACCGGAGGAUCCACACCGGGGAGAAGCCCUACGAGUGCAAGGCGUGCGGCAAGGCCUUCAGGCGCAUCGGGAACCUCACCUGCCACCAGAAGACCCACACGCUCGGGGAAGUGCCUCCGGGCGGGCCCAGCACGUAGAGAAGGCCUUCCUCCCAGAUAACCACCAACUGAGGCCAAGUUUCAGCCUGCUCUGUCUUUAGAGUUAACUUAGGGACAUCAAGAGAUGCCCAAAAGGCUUGUGUCACAUUCCCGAGAAUUCAGUGAGGACAAGCCACAGCAGGGCCUGCUUCGUGGGUGUGCAACCUGUGCAACCACACAGAGCCCACACUCGGUUUCACGCUCUGCCAUCACCAUCUCAAAAUCCUUAUAAUCUCAGAAGAAAGGGCACCAAUUUUCAUUUUGCACCAGGACCCCCAAAUUUCACUGGUCCCAGGAGAGAGCAGCCCAAGGUUAGACCAGCGGCCAGACCUGCUUUUGCAUGGCCCAAAAGGUAAGAAUGGUUUUUACAUUUUGAAAGAGUUGUAAAAUAAAAUGAAAAGAAUAUGAGACAGAGCUUCUGUGGCCCACAAAGCGUAAAAUAUUUACCAUCUGGCCCUUCACAGAAAGUUUGCCAACCUCAGCCAUCAACGAACAGUUAUUGGUGGGAAUUCCACACUCUUCUUCAACAUACUCUGGCAGAGUCACUGUUUGGUCUCUUGCUUCUUUCUGUGGUUCCCUUGGGGUGGGCUUCUCCAAUGCAGGUGGAGGGAUGCCGGGAUGGGGCAGCUCCUCCUUGGUCCCUCCUGCCCGCCAUCCUUUUGUUGAUUUCCAGCCCUCGCUGUGGCUCAGACCAGCCGCUGUCCUUGGUCCUGAACCCCAUCUUCUGGGAGCCACGAGUGAUCGGUGUGUCUGGCACUUCAUCGAGAAUGGAAUAAACGCGAUUCUCUGUUUAGUGGCUGCUUGUUCACCGCCCGA